GAAAUAUGCUAAGAAAAAGAAGAUUCUUUAUUUUUGUUUUUUUGAUUUUGACCAUCACAGUGUUGUUUUAUUCAGAAAAAGUUAGAAUAAAAACAAUGAAGACUUCAAAAGAAGCAAAAUCAGACACAUCCCAUAUUACAGGAAAUAUGUUGACAACAGGAAAAAAGGAUUACACAAAAAACUUUCUUUAUAUUGUGAAUUCUGAUCAAUGCAUAAGAGACUAUCUUGUGGAAACAGACAUGUUUGGGGACCCAGAGAAUUUGGACGUGUUGGUAUUGAGUUAUAAAACUCCCUGCGAAGACUUGAAGUUAAACCAUGUUAAAUACAUAUUUGGCCCAAAUACAACUUGGGCAUCAGGAAGAAACAGUGCUUGGACAUAUGCGCAGAAACAUCUUGGGAAAUACUUGUAUUAUGUUUUCCUUGAUGAGGAUAUCAUACUGAAACCAACACUACCAAGAAUUCUGAGUAAAGAUGCACUGAAUAAACUGAACCUGAAUAUUUCCAUACUGAGACAAUUUGAAAAUUUUCUACUGGAUACACGACCUGCUGUUGGUGCGCCUCUACGAUCAGUGUUUGACCCUUUGGGUAUUUACGACUUUGACGAGUGUUGCCAAGGAGAAGACAAUCAUGACAAACUAUGGAAUCUCACAGAACGAAUCCCAAUGAUACGAUUUGAUGAGUGUUUUGCAGCAUUCCAUAAUAAAGCUAUUGGGUAUAUAAUGCCAAUAGAUGUACAAUAUGACGCAAUAAGUUGGUGGGGAGCAGGACGGUACAUCAACAUGAAAUCAUACUAUUAUUUUCACCGUCAGCUUGCACGAUAUACUCCCAUGACUGUACAUAAUCCCCAGCAUAAAGCUUAUCCCCAAGGAAUUAUUCCAUAUGUGGAUAUAAUUAAUAACAUCAGAUUCAAAGUUCCAAUGUCUUAUAGAAAUUCAACAAUCUUCAUGCAGGAUCUUAAAAUUAUGGCUGGUGAUGGAUGGUUAAGGCAUAUUCAUAUUCAUCCAUUGAAACCAACUUUUGAAUUAGCUCCUAUAAAUGAUGAAAUACUUCCUUUCAAAUAUAUUAACAC
This is a messenger RNA of Owenia fusiformis, 1069 nucleotides long. The record is from the annotation of a GenBank genome assembly. Lineage: Eukaryota; Metazoa; Annelida; Polychaeta; Sabellida; Oweniidae.